Molecule: messenger RNA, 3811 nt
Organism: Dromiciops gliroides (monito del monte)
Lineage: Eukaryota; Metazoa; Chordata; Mammalia; Microbiotheria; Microbiotheriidae
Product: zinc finger protein 483-like
Exons: 4
Coding region: 1-1071 (356 amino acids)
Biological process (GO): regulation of DNA-templated transcription
Source: RefSeq, a predicted model, not a curated record
AUGCCCAUGCGCACGCCCACGCUCGAGCGCCCACAGCACUCCCACGCCAUCGGGCUCCCUCCCACCGCAGGGACCCAAUGGCACCAGGACUCCGAGCGCGCCCGGACCUCGGGACUACACUUCCCAGAAGGCCGCGCGUGGAGGUUCUGGGCGGGGUUCCGGCUCGGUCUCCAUGGUGAAGCCACUUCCUCCCGUCCCGCGCCUAGCGAUCUUGGGCGCGCGCUCGCAGCCGGCUCCGCUCUGCUCCGUCCUCGACUGCUCUGGGCCGGACUAAGUGGGAGCGGGGGCAGGCCAGAGCUGGGUGGAUGGGGGAGCAUACGGGGAAGGAAGGUGGGCGGGGAGGGGUGGAGAGAGCCGCACCGGCCCAGUCACACUCCGAGCCCCGCCACCUCCGCCAACGAGAGCUUCCGUUGGCUGGACCUCGGGGCGAAGGAGCCAAUCAGCAGGGGCCCCGCUAUCUCCCCGCCCCUCCUGAGGGAGAGCAGCUCAGCCUCGGCCCGGAGGAGGGGGCCAGGCAUGGCGCCCAUGCUGCAGACCACAGGGAUCCACCUGGAAUCGGUGACCUUCGGGGAUGUGGCCGUGACCUUCACCCCCGAGGAGUGGGGGCACCUGCACCCCUCCCAGAAGGAGCUCUACCGAGAAGGGAUGCUAGAGAACUACAGGCACCUGGUCUGCCUGGGUCAGAAGCCUAGGCCUAAAGCCAAGGAGUCCUCUCCACAGCUGGGCCUUUCUAUGGAAGAAUCAUUUCAGAAAGUACUCACCAGGGAUAGUCUCUCUGUUUCAAGCUUGGGAGAAAUCUGGGGACAUGAUGCCAGAUUGAAGAAAGAGCAGAAAGAUCAAAAGGAACACACCCAACAAAAAACCAUUACUCAUAGGAGGCCUUCCAAUGAAGCAAGUAUCCAUGAACAUAAAAAACAUGGGGAAAGCAUUGGUCUGUGGCCAGGCCUUUUUCCAGAACAAAGAGAACCUGUAGGAAAUAAUCUGCAGAAGUGGGAUACACAUCCAAAGAAUUUCAGGCUAUGCUCAGCCCUAAAAAAUGUAACAGACCAUGCUCAAAAAAACAUUUUCUAAAUUUAAGGAAUAUGGGGAAUCAUUCAGUGAUGCUUCAGACCUUCUGGAAAAUCAUAGAAAAUAUAAUGGAGUAAAAGCUUGCAUAUGUAAUGAGUGUGGGAAGAGCUUUCAGAAGAUAUGUCUUAUUCAGCAUAAGAGUAGUCAUACUGGAGAGAGACCCUAUGGGUGUGAUCAGUGUGGGAAGUCUUUUCACCAAAGUGGACAUCUUAUGCAACAUCGGUCAGUUCAUACAGGAGAGAAACCUUUUGAAUGUAAUGAAUGUUUUAAGGUUUUUCACCUGAGCACAGGGCUUACUGAACAUCAGAAAAUCCAUACUGGAAAGAAACCUUAUGAAUGUAAUGAAUGUGGGAAGGUCUUCCAUCACAGUUCUCUUCUCAUUCAGCAUCAAAGAAUUCAUACUGGAGAGAAACCUUAUGAAUGUGGAAAAGCCUUCCGCUAUAGCUCAUAUCUUACUCAACAUCACAUGAUUCAUACUGGAAAGAAACCUUAUCAAUGUUAUGAAUGUGGAAAGGUCUUUUGAGACAGCUCACAGCUUACUAAAUAUCAGACAAUUCAUACUGGAGAGAAACCCUAUAAAUGUAAUGAAUGUGGGGAGGGGUUCUGCCAUAGUAUUCAACAUAUUGUACAUCAGACAAUUCAUACUGGAGAGAAACCUUACAAAUGUAGUGAAUGUGGGAAUGCCUUCUGCCAGGGUUCACAGCUUACAACUCAUCAGAGAAUUCAUACUGGAGAAAAACUUUAUAAAUGUAAUGAAUGUGGUAAGGCUUUCUGCUUGGGCACAGGCCUUAGUGAACACCAGAGAAUUCACACUGGAGAAAAACCUUAUAAAUGCAGUGAAUGUGGAAAGGCCUUCUGCCAUAGCUCACACCUUACCCUACACCAGAGAAUUCAUAGUGGAGAGAAACCUUGUGAAUGUAAUGAAUGUGGAAAAGCCUUCCUCAAAAGCUCCUAUCUUAUUUGACAUCAGAUGAUUCAUACUGGAAAGAAACCUUAUCAAUGUUAUGAAUGUGGAAAGGCCUUUCGAGAUAGCUCACAGCUUACUAGACAUCAGAGAAUUCAUACUGGUGAAAAACCUUAUGAGUGUAGUGAAUGUGGAAAGACCUUCUGCCAGAGCACACAACUCACAGCACAUCAGAAAAUUCAUACUGGACAGAAGCCUUAUGAGUGUAAUGAAUGUGGGAAGACUUUUCACCUGAGCACACAUCUUACAGUACAUCAGAAAAUUCAUACUGGAGAGAAGCCUUAUGUGUGUAAUUAAUGUAGGAAGACUUUUCACUUGUGCUUACAACUUACUGUACACCAGACAAUUCAUACUGGAGAGAAACCUUACAAAUGUAGUGAAUGUGACAAGAUCUUCCGCCAGAGUUCACAGCUUACUCGACAUCAGAGAGUUCAUAUUGGAGAGAAACCUUAUGAAUAUAAUGAGUGUGGGAAGGCUUUCUGCAUUAGCACAUACCUUAAUCUACAUCAGAAAAUUCACAAUAGAGAAAACCCUUUUGAAUAUAAUGAAAAUGGUGAGGUUUUCUAAGAGACCAUAGAUCUUAUUGGAUAUCAGAAAAUUUGUCCUUGAGAGAAAUCUUGAGAUUUUAAUGAAUGUAGCUAAGCCUGCCAUUAAACAGGCUUUAUUCAAUAUUGGGAAAUUGAUAGUGGAGAGAAACUAUGAAUGUAAUGACUGAGGGAAAACUUUCCUGCAGAGUAAAUACCUUUCUCAUCAUAAGUCCAUAUUAGUGAAAAGAUCCUCAUGAAUAUAAUGAAUUUUUAAAAGCCUCUGCCCAAACAGAUAACUUAUUGACCUUGAGGUAGUUCCAACAGGAGAAAGGACUGAUUGUUAGAAUUUCCAUAGCUUUGAAGUUGGAAAGGACUUUAAAGGUCACCUAGUCACAGAAUCACAGAAUUUGAGAGCUGUAAGUGAUGUCAGGACUAUCCCAACCUAGACACUAGGUGUCCCCACUAUAACAUAUUAAACGUGGUCAUCCAGAAAACCUGCAAGGAGGGGGAGCCCACUAUUUCUCAUGGCAGGCCAUUUUUUGGGGUGGCUCUAAUUAUUACAGUUAUUCCUAGUAUCAAAACUAAAUUUACCCCCUUGCAGCUCCAACACAUUACUGCUUAUUCUGCCUUCUGCAGCCAAAGAGAACAGGUUUAAUCCCUCUUCCAUAGGAUAGCUAUUGAAAUACUUGAAGAUAUCCUCUGAGACAUCCCCAGGAUAAAUAUGAGCCCCUACUUCAAUUGAUUCUUAGGCUAUGUACUCAAGGCCCAUCCCUACUCUGUUCUCCUUUAACACUCUCCACUUUGUCAAUAACCUUCUUCAAAUGGUGCCUAGAACUGAACACAAUCCACCAGAUGAGGUCUGAUGACAGGACAGUGGGGAUGAUCAUCUCCCUUUUUCCUGGAAGUUAUGCCCCUCAACAGAGACCAAGAUUACUGUUUGGGACAAACCGCCUCAGUUUAUCCAAGUAACUCGAGGAGAACACCAAGUCAAGCAGAGACAGAUUUAUUACAUCCUCAUGAGGACGGGCAAAACCCAAUUACACAUUGAAGUCUUGCAAAGAUAUGCCCAAUCUUUUAGGUUUUUAUAGUAAUCUUGAAAAGGACUGUCCCCACGUACACUUAGGGUGGAUGAGCUCACAAUCUAAUAUCCAAUCCUGUCUCUCCCAAAAUGCAUACCCAGCUCAUGAUCCAUUUAUGGAGACAUGUCCAAGAACAAAGGGGAGAAGGGGAAGGGGUACAAGUCUGAGGAAUG